Alosa alosa (allis shad) is the source of this 1209-nucleotide messenger RNA. RefSeq names its product inka box actin regulator 1b (gene inka1b). NCBI's taxonomy places the organism in Eukaryota, Metazoa, Chordata, Actinopteri, Clupeiformes, Clupeidae. Gene Ontology annotation, molecular function: protein kinase binding; protein serine/threonine kinase inhibitor activity. The coding region runs from base 164 to 1072 and encodes 302 amino acids. The transcript is spliced from 3 exons. Gene Ontology annotation, cellular component: nucleus. The record is from RefSeq and is a predicted model, not a curated record.
GAGACCUUCCAACGUGCGGUCACCCAAACAUUGUGCGUUCUACAUUUGGAUAACUAAACUUUUGAGAAUAGAAAAGACUUCAGAGGCGUCUGCAUGAGAUACCUUCAUCUUAUUGACCUUCAUUUGGUGAUUCGUGUUUGAUUAAAUCAUCUGACGGAGAACUAUGCUGUGUCUGCAGAACUCCGGGGACUGCUUCCGUGACCAGAUGCGCUACAUGAUGCGCUCGCUGCAGGACCUUAAGCAGAUCAGGGACCCAUGCGAUGCGGCCGGCAGCUGCCGUCCCUUGGCAGUGUCCCGCCUCAGUCAGAAGAGGGCGCUGCACCGGGAGCGGCUGAGCCGCCUGCGCAUCUCCGAUGCCAGCGAUGCCAGCACCUACGAUUCGGCCUGCUGCUUGGCCAGCCCACUGGAGGAAGAGGAGGAAGAGGGCGGUGGAGGAGGUGGAGGUGGAGGAAGGCUGACCCAGGGCUCCCCCAGCAGUGAGAAGAGCCUGGAGUUUGACUCGGGCUACUCCGAGGCGUCCUGGCAGGACGAGGGUGUGGUGCUGAGGCGGACGCGGAACGUGCGGGUCUCCGCGUCGGCCUGCGUGCGCACCAACCGCAUCCGGCCCAAGUCCACAUCUGACGCGUGCCUGGAACGCUGGACGUCCUUCGAGGCCAGCGAUCCGGAGGACUGGACCACGUCCCUGCUGACGCGCGGGCGCAACCGCCAGCCGCUGGUGCUCGGCGACAACAGCUUUGCCGACCUCAUCAAGAACUGGAUGGACCUUCCGGAGUGCCCCGAGACUCCAGAGGUCCGGCCGAAUGCUGGCCGCCGGCUUGCCAAAGACUUCCUGGGUAACGUGCGGCGGAGGCUGGCCGGGAUGUCCAAGGUGACAGAGGGGCGAGGCAAAGCUAUGGACACAUGCACCAAAAGACUGUCCUGCCCAGUGGGUGUGCAGGCACAGAAGCCUUUCUUUCACCAGUCGCAUACAGGACUACACCAACUUGGAACAGACUACUACCAGUUCAGUGCCCUCAUGAAGUCUGGCAGCCGACAGCCAAUCAUAUGCAAUGAUAUCAUUGGAUAUAUCUGAACUGAGAGAACUUAGACGGACUGUUAUAUUGCCAAAUAAUAAGACUUUCCCCUCACACGUGUUUACUUUGCAUUCAAUAUUAUUGAUGCCGUAAUGUUCAAAUUAAAUAUGUCACAAUAAAAGGUUUGUUUUCUAUG